AUGGCACUACUACUUUGCUCAGUGUUUAUUGUUCCGUAUAAUACUUCUGUUCAAAUUUCUGAUUAUAACACCACUUUAACUGAUUCAUUAAUUACACGACUAAUGGAAAGAGAGAAACUCCGUCAUUUAAAAAAUCAACUACGCCAGGUCAUCGAAAUUGAUCGAAAAAUUCGUCAUAUAGCAUUUAAUCGCAGGUACUUCAACGACGACGGCGUUCUAAUUGAAGAAAUAACACAAUUAGAGACCGAUGAGGAUGUGCAUGAUGAACAUGUACACGGGUUUAGAUGUAGAAGUCACCAAAAGUUGGAGCCAUAUUCUGCAAUCAUCCCGUAUCUAAUUUCUUCAGGUUUAUACCAUGUAACAAAUAUACCCUCAACCCAAAUCGACAACCGUUUAAUUUUGGCGUUAUUAGAAAGAUGGAGGCCAGAAACUCACACUUUUCAUCUUCCGACUGGUGAAUGCACCAUCACAUUUGAGGAUGUUAGCAUGUUACUAGGCCUUCCUAUUGAAGGUACGCAAUUAAAUGGUCCUUCUGAGCUAGAUGAUGAUGUAUGGCCUGCAAUCGUAGGGGAAACACCACCACAAAAUGCUUUACAUGGUUCCGCUGUAAGAUUGACAUGGCUUAAAGGCAUUUAUCAAGCAGAAGUAAAUAGACCAACAGAAGCUUCAACAGAAGAGCAUAAAAUGAGAUAUGAUCGAAUUUAUAUAAUGAUUCUCAUUGGACAACUUUUGUUUCCCGACAAAAGCGGCAGUCACGUCCACCCAAAAUGGUCACAAUUCCUCUUUGACUUUAAUCAGUGUGGAACAUAUAGUUGGGGUUCAGUUGUUUUGUGUAACUUGUACAGGGAGAUGUGCAAAUCUUGUGAGUUCAAAGUAAAAGAAAUAUCAGGAUGUCUUUUACUUCUUCAAGCUUGGGCAUUUACACGCAUGCCUAUUAUUUCUCCUUAA
Molecule: messenger RNA, 948 nt
Organism: Vicia villosa (hairy vetch)
Lineage: Eukaryota; Viridiplantae; Streptophyta; Magnoliopsida; Fabales; Fabaceae
Product: serine/threonine-protein phosphatase 7 long form homolog
Exons: 2
Coding region: 1-948 (315 amino acids)
Biological process (GO): meristem maintenance; meristem development
Source: RefSeq, a predicted model, not a curated record